CUGUCACCACUCCCUUACUUUUCCCACUGCGACUGGGACGCACUGGCUUCUGUCUAUCGUCAGUGGUGUUGGUAUUGUUGUGCAUUUAUCUGCAGGCUUAUCUGCCUUGGAGAACAGAUAGUGGAACGCCCCACCCUUGGUUGUUUGGAAGCCUUCCGGUCUCUCUUUUUCUCUCCCUACAACACCCCGGAUUGUCCUGUAUCCAUACCACGGAAAGCAGUAACCGGACCCUCAUUGGAAUCUACCCUAUAACCUCUAUGGUCUAACCCAGUACUGGAUUUGCUCCCACGGUCACCUCCCCCUUGCCAGUCUGGGCCCGACGCGUCACUCCUUCCCCCAUCUCGUCGCGAAUACACAUCAUCCUAGAGCUUCCAGACGUUUUGAAUAGGGCCGCCGUGCAAAAUGGAGAGCAUGCGCCAAUCAUGCCGACCGAAGCACCAGGUCUUGAUCCUGAAAUGCUUCCCCCAAUACCAGAAAGGAGUCCAGGAGGUUAAACCGAAUGCUAGCGAACUCUCCUACCUACUCUACUAUGUCAGCACCCGCCGCAGCAAGCUGACCAAGGUCUGCUCAUUCUUGGAGAAACGGGCAGCUCGCGAUGUCUGGCGACGCAAGCUUGGGAAUGUGCAAGUUACCCUUCAGAUCCUCACUGCGCUUAUGGAAAAGGUUCCCCGCGACUUGCCGAUCUACGCGCGAUAUGUCCUCUCCGUUAUCGAUAUCGUUCUUCGGUCCCAGGAUAUUUCUAUGGUGGAGGAUUCGAUUGCGACGUUUGAGACGUUCUGUCAAUACCAGGAUAUGGCGUCGCUUGCGGCUGAGCAGGAGUUGUCGACUCAGUAUCAGGGAGUCGUGCGGACGUAUGCUAGCUACGCGGAUACCAAAUCGUCGUCCCAGCAGACCACUUCUAGUUCCCCGAUGACGAUCCGAUGGAGAAACGCCGGGCUACGAGCGAUAAGAGGAGUGGUUGGCUCCGACGAAACACUGGCUGCUGAUGGAGGGGACUCGUUGAAGCUGAUUCUCCCCGUGAUUCUGGAGAAUCUGUACACUGGCGAAGAGGAUGUGUUGGUCUUGCUCCAGCUGAAGUCGCAAGAGCCUGAGAAGACCCAGCCGGAGCUUGCCCCACGUCGCAGAGUCAGUGUUGCAACCGUGCAGACGGUGGAUGCGGCUGAGGCCGACCCAGCAUUGGCUUCGCAGACUACCGCAGACGCUGACCGGAAGGCGGAGAUGGAUGUGAGGCUGCUUGCGUUGCGUUGCUUGGAGCAGAUCAUCGUCUCGGGAAGUAGCCGCGGUCAGAUCCGUGUCACGACUGUCACUAUUCUGCGGUUUAUCCUUGGCAAGGCUCCGAUUUCCAACUCGUCUCAGGAGAAGGCCACGGGCGAUACAUGGGCUACGUCGUUGAUGGAGCUUGUGGCUAAGUGGUGUCCUGUGCAGGUUCGCUUUAUCAUUCUAAACGCUGCUAUGGAGGUCUUGCUCGAAACGAACCCUACCGAAGAGAACCUGGACCGUUCGACUACCAUGGUGUACAUGGUCGAUUGGCUGUUGAAGUCAUCGGUGAACAUGAUUGGGCUCAGUGUUAUAGACGUCUUGCUCGGUCUCAUGCGAUACCUUUCCUCCGUGCUGUCACCAUCUGAGAACGGGGCAAAUGGCGAGUCGACAGAGAAGCACGCCAACGAAGCAGCUUUAACGGAACGGAGAAGAGAGCUGCUUGGCCUCCUUGUGGAGUCCGUGGGACACCUCGCUACCCACAUCUACUACGGCGAGCAGAUCACGGACAUGGUCAGAACGGUCUUGAGCCUUCUGAAGCCAGGCGCCAAUCACGAAAACUCUAUGAAAGCUCCAACGGCAGAUACACUCGAUCCCUCGGCCAAGCCGGCAACCCCUCCUAGUGAGAAUGCAGUAGCAUUCUCCUCGCUCACAGCCAAGGUGGUCGCGCUUAAAGCCGUCAAGAACGUUCUUGUCGUAGCGAGCGGGAAGAAACCGGCUGCUUCAGCUGGCGUCGAGUCCCGCAACCGUGUUGGCAUCCACGUGUGGGAAGAUACGCAAUGGCUCCUGCGUGACCAGCGGGAAGUCUACUACACCUAUGCCGAUGCCCUCCUGUGCUGGUUGAGACUGGAAACCAACGAAACCGACCUCAGGGUCAGCGAGUCGAUUGGCAAACCAGCAAAUUCUCUGGCCAAGCAGCUGCCUGAGAUUGCCGAGCGCUCUGGUAAGCGGGGAUCGAACUCAGGAAAUCACAGAGCAAAGGCUGUUCAAGUCGCACAGUCGAACUUCCUCCGUCUACUGCAUUUGACGAUUUACGAAAACGCGCUCGCGCGCUCAUCGGAAGAAUCGGAAACCCUUCUCCUUCACCUGCUCCUUACGAACUUGGUCGACCGUCUUGGCAUGAACGCCGUUCGAUAUGGGCUGCCCAUGGUUCUCAAGUUGCAGAGCGACGUGAGUGCGGCAAGUCUGCACUCCGCUGCGUCUAAGGUGAACAUCGGAAGCUUGGUUUUUGGAUAUCUCUGGGAGUUGACUGAGAAGUUCGACUUGGAUGUUUACAGAGUUGGCGGUGCGAUUAACAGCGAAAUUGACAAGCGGAGGAACUUUGGUGUCUGGCUUGACAGUGUCCGUCUGCCACCUGCUGACCUUGACACUAUUACGCCUAUCGCUGGCAAGGAAACCAGUCCAGGCGGUCUGGAGAGUCCUGAACUGUUGAGUCCAUUUGGAGAUGAUGUUCAGGAACUUGCUGACCGUAUUGAAGAGGCGUAUAACGGAUCGAUUCCGACGCCUGUCCAGAGCCCUCCUAGCUCCCCGGAGCGCGGGGGAGGGAACGGAACGGCCCCUGCCAUUCCUGAGAAGGAGCAUCUUCCAUCGUCUGUCAAGGGCGACAUGUUGGCAUUUUGGUCUAAGGAAACCUGUCUGGCGGCUGUUCAAAAGGAUAAGGCACGUACAUUAUCCAUCAGCGGCUCGAAAGCGGGAACCUUUAUCACGCGCAACCAUUUCCAUGGCAAUGGAUUCAGAGACAGCUCGUUCUCUACGGCUUCUCCAGUUUCAGCUCUUGAUGGAUCGGGUUCUAUUGCUGGAGGCGCAGCGGGCUUGCCUGAUCGAAGGCGCCUGAGUGUUCCCGAAUUUGCAGGAACACCAAUGAACAGUUCUAGCCGUGGAUCUGCGGUUCGAGUCAACGAGCUGAGACGCGUGCUUUCCACCAACCAGGACUCUAACGCACGACGUCUCAGCCCGUUACGAGGACGAUUGGAUGCUUCUAACGACAGCAUUAUAUCCUCGAGUAGUGAAAGCAUGGUCAGUGGCUAUUCCGCAUCUGAAUUCGACGGCGACGGAGCUUCGAGCAGACCACAAUCUGUCUUCGAAGGAGAAUCGACGCCGCCAGGAGACGGAGUGGAAACCCCCCGGGCAUCGGCCUUUGUUCUAACCGAUGGACAGUCGAAAGCCGGCGGCAUCCCUCCUGUUCCCCCGAUCCCGCCGUCGCUCUCCAUUCCGUCCAUGCCGUCGCUUCCGGGUGGAUUCCCGAGCGAUUCUUCCCAAGCCUCGACGCCGCUUGGUGAACGACCGGUCACCGCGCCGGCCCCGCGAAAACAAGCCUCUGUCAACGGCAGCGCUGGCACAUACCAUGCUUACCGUCCGAGCAACGCCGGCACCUUGAACCGAAGCAAGAGCCGUUCGAGCACGGGGCUUGCAAGCACCGCCAAUAUUGAGGGCGGCUACACGGAACAUGACCAUGGCGAUAGCCAACGCCAGUUAAACGACUUUCUGUCUAAGCAUGAUGCGGAGCGGCCCAAGGGGGCGAGAAGAACGGGUGGCAUUUCUUCGAGGCGGCCUGCUGCCAAUGGCGGUAUUAGGCGGCCGCCAUAUUGAUCUUUAAUUUCGCGUUUUCACAUUUCUUCAAGCUUUGUUUUAGUUUGACUUGCAUUUGUUGCAUUCGCAUUAGCAUGAUUUUUUUUUUCCAACUUCUCGCAAAAGCACUUAUAAUUCGUACCGGUCAUCUUCGUGACCUUUCUGUUUGACUUGUCUGUUUCUUUUGUUCUUUGGUUGGCGAUUUUAUACUGUUUAACUUGUCUGUCUCUGUUAUGCCUUUUUUUCUUUUUUUUCUUGUGUUGAGUUUUGAUAGACGUGGCUUGACUUAGUACCCUUAUUUUCUUUUGUUUUAGGUCAAAUUCAAGGUCAUGUUGAACAGCGGGAUGGGAUGCUGUUCAUGGCGGGUGC
Molecule: messenger RNA, 4194 nt
Organism: Aspergillus glaucus CBS 516.65
Lineage: Eukaryota; Fungi; Ascomycota; Eurotiomycetes; Eurotiales; Aspergillaceae
Exons: 2
Coding region: 403-3846 (1147 amino acids)
Biological process (GO): protein localization to plasma membrane
Cellular component (GO): plasma membrane
Source: RefSeq, a predicted model, not a curated record